Messenger RNA from Lycium ferocissimum, 1595 nucleotides. RefSeq names its product putative late blight resistance protein homolog R1B-12. Gene Ontology annotation, molecular function: ADP binding. Lineage: Eukaryota; Viridiplantae; Streptophyta; Magnoliopsida; Solanales; Solanaceae. The record is from RefSeq and is a predicted model, not a curated record. The coding region runs from base 327 to 1595 and encodes 422 amino acids. The transcript has 2 exons. Gene Ontology annotation, biological process: defense response to other organism.
ACUUCCAAGUGGAUAGGGGAUAGUAAUUAGUUCUAUAGACUUUCUCACACCUGACUUAUCUUUACUUUCUUCUCCACAUCCCAUACUGUUCCUUCUAGUUUCCAAACAAAAGGUUCCCUAUUAGACGUUUCCUCCUAGUUUACAAGCAAACGGUUCCCUAUUAGACCUUUCCUCGUAGUUUCCAAGCAAAAAGUUCCCAGUUAGAUUUCUCCAAAAAAAAAAAAAAACAACUUGCAACUCGUUCCUGACUUUUUUUUUUCUACCUUCCAUUGUUCCUCCCUCCAUUACUAGAGAGAACACCAAGUUCAUCAAAGCAAAAGGAAGCAAUGGUAGGUUUUGAGAGAGAGACUGAAAUGCUGAUAGAGCAACUUGUGACAGGGCCUCGAGAAUUAGAUGUGAUCUCAAUUUUUGGAAUGCCGGGAUUAGGAAAAACAACUUUGGCUAACAAAUGGUAUGAUCAUGAAGUAGUUUCCAAUCGCUUCGAUAUUCGCUUGUGGGGUGGUUCUUCCCAAUCUUAUGAUAACAGAGCUCUCUUGUUUGAAUUAUUGGGUCAUAUUUCUGAGCUUGAUGAUAGUACCAAAAAUAUGAGGAAUGAUGGACUAGCUGAGAAGUUAUACAAACAUUUGAAGGGAAAGAAGUACCUUAUUAUUGUGGAUGACGUGUGGAGUUUUGAGGCAUGGGAUGAUAUAAAGAGACCUUUUCCAGAUGAUGAUAAGGGAAGUAGGAUUAUUUUGACUACUAGACUAGAAUCGAUCGCCACAUAUGCCAUGAUCUCAUCGAGUCCUCAUCACCUUCGUUUGUUCACAGAAGAAGAAAGUUGGAUUCUACUGAAGGAGAAGGUAUUCAGAGAAGGUGAUUGUCCCCAACAACUCGAGGGGAUAGGUAAGCAAAUAGCGACAAAGUGUGGAGGAUUACCCCUCGCAGUUGUAUUGGUAGCUGGUCUUCUUGGAAAACACGAUCACAAGGGAGUUUACUGGGAAGAAGUAUCUGAAAGUUUGAAAUCAGAAAUGAAAGAUUACAUGGAUAUAGUUGAACCGAGUUACAAGGACUUACCCAUUCAUUUGCAAAAAUGCUUUCUCUACUUUGCUUCAUUUCUAGAGGACCAGCAAGUUCCAGUCAAAAAACUGAUUAGACUAUGGAUCGCGAAAAAUUUUGUUGAAGCCAGUACUACAUCGAAGAGCUUAGAGUUGGUUGCGAUGGAUUAUUUGAUGGAUUUAAUUAGCAGGAACCUAGUAAUGGUAGCAAAAACAAAUUCCUUAUGGGAGGUCAAAGCCGUUCAUAUUCAUGAUUUAAUACACGAAUUCAGCCUGAUGAAAGCUAAAAGUGGAAACUUUUUGCUGAGGAUACAUAAUCAGUUUGUGAUUAUAUUUCCAUCUUUCCAAGGGAGGUCUGGACAUCUGAAUAUUGUAGAACCAACUUGUGGAGUCAGUUCUGGACAAAAUAUCACCACGUUACGAUUCAGUCCCAGUGUAAAUUCUCCUUUGGUUGAUUUAGAUUUGAAUAGAUCCUGGAAGCACCUAAGAGUAUUAGAUUUGAGUUCCGUAAAGCUGCGUAAGACACUUGUAUAUGUAGUAUUUGGAGCUGCAGUAUCCUGA